Molecule: messenger RNA, 411 nt
Organism: Arachis duranensis
Lineage: Eukaryota; Viridiplantae; Streptophyta; Magnoliopsida; Fabales; Fabaceae
Exons: 1
Coding region: 1-411 (136 amino acids)
Source: RefSeq, a predicted model, not a curated record
AUGAGGUUAAAGGCAGAUAAUUUAGAUUCUACAUCAAAAGAACAGAUAAAACACUUUGCAGAUUGGAUUCUUGACAUUGGAAAUGCAAAACAUUGCCGAGAUAGUGGAGAAGCAAGGGUAACAAUAGACCCAGACUUGAUUAAAAAUACUGAUAGUGGUGUUUGCUCUAUUGUUGAUAACAUAUAUCAAGAUUUGGAGGGUCAUGUUGGAGAAUCAGAUUUCUUAGUGCCUAGAGCAAUCUUAACUCCAACAAAUGAGACAGUUGAUCUAAUAAAUGACCAUAUAUUGGAAAGGAUACCAGCUGAAGAAAGCAUCUAUUUCUCUUCUGAUUCAAUUUGUAAAGCGGAUUUUCAUUUUGAAGAUCAAGACCUAUUUUAUCCAACAAAGUUUCUUAAUACACUUAAAUUCUGA